Messenger RNA from Equus caballus (horse), 6386 nucleotides. It is a transcript of the gene PDE6A, whose product is annotated as phosphodiesterase 6A. Lineage: Eukaryota; Metazoa; Chordata; Mammalia; Perissodactyla; Equidae. Gene Ontology annotation, cellular component: photoreceptor outer segment membrane. The record is from RefSeq and is a predicted model, not a curated record. Gene Ontology annotation, biological process: retina development in camera-type eye; signal transduction. Gene Ontology annotation, molecular function: protein binding; 3',5'-cyclic-nucleotide phosphodiesterase activity.
UCCCCAGCCAUGGGUGAGGUGAAGGCAGAGGAGGUGGAGAAGUUCCUGGACUCAAAUGUCGGUUUUGCCAAACAGUACUACAACCUCCGCUACCGGGCCAAGGUCAUCUCAGACCUCCUGGGCGCCAAGGAGGCAGCCGUGGACUUCAGCACCUACCAUGCCGUGAGCAGUGUGGAGGAGAGUGAAAUCAUCUUUGACCUCCUGCGGGACUUUCAGGAGAAUCUGCAGGCUGAGAAAUGCAUCUUCAAUGUCAUGAAGAAGCUGUGCUUCCUCUUACAGGCAGAUCGCAUGAGCCUGUUCAUGUAUAGGGCCCGAAAUGGCAUCGCUGAGCUGGCCACCCGGCUUUUCAAUGUGCACAAGGAUGCUGUCCUUGAAGACUGCCUGGUGAUGCCCGACUCGGAGAUUGUGUUCCCCCUGGACAUGGGUGUGGUGGGCCACGUCGCACAGUCUAAAAAGAUCGUCAACGUUGCCAACACAGAAGAGGAUGAGCAUUUCUGUGACUUCGUGGACACCCUCACAGACUACCAGACUAAGAACAUCUUGGCUUCCCCCAUAAUGAAUGGGAAGGAUGUGGUUGCCAUAAUCAUGGCUGUGAAUAAAGUGGAUGGGCCCCACUUCACCCAGAAAGAUGAAGAGAUUCUUCUCAAGUAUCUCAAUUUUGCAAAUCUAAUCAUGAAGGUGUUCCACCUGAGUUACCUGCACAACUGUGAGACUCGGCGUGGCCAGAUACUGCUGUGGUCUGGGAGCAAAGUCUUUGAAGAGCUUACAGACAUCGAGCGACAAUUCCACAAAGCCCUGUACACAGUCCGAGCUUUCCUCAACUGUGACAGAUACUCUGUGGGGCUCUUAGACAUGACCAAGCAGAAGGAGUUUUUUGAUGUGUGGCCAGUCCUGAUGGGUGAGGCUCCACCUUACUCUGGUCCCAGGACUCCAGAUGGAAGGGAAAUCAACUUUUACAAGGUCAUUGACUACAUCCUGCAUGGUAAAGAAGACAUCAAAGUAAUCCCGAAUCCGCCUCCCGACCACUGGGCGUUAGUGAGCGGCCUCCCCACUUAUGUUGCCCAAAAUGGCCUGAUUUGCAACAUCAUGAAUGCUCCUGCGGAGGACUUUUUUGCAUUCCAGAAAGAGCCUCUGGAUGAAUCCGGAUGGAUGAUUAAAAACGUCCUUUCUAUGCCAAUUGUGAACAAGAAGGAAGAAAUUGUUGGGGUGGCCACGUUUUACAAUCGCAAAGACGGGAAGCCCUUUGAUGAAAUGGAUGAGACCCUCAUGGAGUCUUUGACUCAAUUCCUGGGCUGGUCUGUCUUAAAUCCUGACACCUACGAGUCCAUGAACAAACUUGAGAACAGGAAGGAUAUUUUCCAGGACAUGGUAAAAUAUCAUGUGAAGUGUGACAAUGAAGAAAUCCAGAAAAUCCUGAAAACCAGAGAGGUGUACGGCAAGGAGCCGUGGGAAUGCGAGGAAGACGAACUGGCCGACAUCCUGCAAGGAGAGCUGCCAGAUGCAGAGAAAUACGAGAUUAACAAGUUCCACUUCAGCGAUUUGCCCCUGACAGAACUGGAGCUGGUGAAAUGUGGGAUCCAGAUGUAUUAUGAGCUCAAAGUGGUGGAUAAGUUUCACAUUCCCCAGGAGGCCCUGGUGCGCUUCAUGUAUUCCCUGAGCAAGGGCUACCGCCGGAUCACCUACCACAACUGGAGGCACGGCUUCAACGUGGGGCAGACCAUGUUCUCCUUGCUGGUGACCGGAAAGCUGAAGCGCUACUUCACGGAUCUGGAGGCUUUGGCCAUGGUCACUGCUGCCUUCUGCCAUGACAUUGACCACAGAGGCACCAACAACCUUUACCAGAUGAAAUCCCAGAACCCACUGGCCAAGCUGCAUGGGUCCUCCAUCUUGGAAAGACACCACUUGGAGUUUGGCAAAACAUUGCUGAGAGAUGAGAGCCUGAAUAUAUUUCAAAACCUCAAUCGCAGGCAGCAUGAGCAUGCAAUCCACAUGAUGGACAUCGCGAUCAUCGCCACAGACCUCGCCCUGUAUUUCAAGAAGAGAACAAUGUUCCAGAAGAUCGUGGAUCAGUCUAAGACAUACGAGACUCAGCAGGAGUGGACGCAGUACAUGAUGCUGGAGCAGACACGGAAGGAAAUUGUCAUGGCCAUGAUGAUGACCGCCUGUGAUCUCUCAGCCAUCACCAAGCCCUGGGAGGUGCAGAGCAAGGUAGCUCUGCUGGUUGCGGCUGAAUUCUGGGAACAAGGUGACCUGGAGCGCUCAGUGCUGCAGCAGAAUCCCAUUCCCAUGAUGGACAGAAACAAGGCGGACGAACUCCCCAAGCUUCAGGUCGGCUUCAUUGACUUCGUCUGCACCUUCGUCUACAAGGAAUUCUCCCGUUUCCACGAGGAGAUCACACCCAUGCUGGAUGGGAUCACCAACAACCGCAAGGAGUGGAAGGCGCUUGCCGACGAGUACGAUGCCAAGAUGAAGGUGCUGGAGGAGGAGAAGCAGAACCAGCAGGGAGGCAAGCAAGCAGCCGCGGGAAAUCAGCCCGGGAGGAGCGCCGGCCCAGGAGGGGGCGCACCUGCGUCCAAGUCGUGCUGCAUCCAGUAGCACUAAGGGGGUCGGCUGACUGGAAUGGCGCCAGCCUUCGUGGGAAGAGGUUCCCAGAGCCAGUGGAAAACGGCACACCUUAUUGAGAAGUAAAAGAGAGCUAGGACUUCAAAGGUGAAAGAGAAUUUAGCUUAUAUCUUAUCUAGUGGCUUUCAAACAUUUUUUCAGCCUUGAGAACUUUUUAUUGCACUAAAGCCAACAUUCUAGCUUUCAUAGACAUCAAUUAAACAUUUAAUUAAUGUCGGAUUCACCUGCCUGCUGAGAAGCAUUUUUGUUCUUAUACUUCCAUUUUAUUAUAAAAAUUUUCAGUCAAAGGUAGAGAAUCAUACAAUGAAUCCCCACCAACCGUCACCCAGAUUCCAGUAUCAAGAUUUUGCCACAUUUGCUUCAUCCAUCCUUUUAUAUUUUUCAUUUUUUUCUUAGCUUUAGUAUUGAAAAGCAAAUUCCAGACAUAUCAUUUCACUCCUCCAUUACACGUCUUUAAAGACAUAGGGGUGUUUUCUAACAUAACCACAUGGCUAUCACAUGCAACAGAUGAACAGCUAAUGUCAGGUUGUGGUAGAUGCUGUGAUGAAGCUGUACUUUCCGUAAGAGACCUGUGGCCCCAGUGGCUGAGUGCCGUCAGCAAACAGCCCUCAGGGUCAGCCCUUCAGGGAAUACGUCAGUGGCAGGGAGACAAUUUGCCCAAGGUCAUGCCCUUUCCCAGGGUGGCCUACACCCAAUGACAGAUCUAUGCCGGGUGUUAAGGCCUGGCCAUCUUGGCCCAACGUGGCCCAACUCUGCAGGGCCAAUCUAGCUCCAGGACUCCCCGUGGGGUCCACCAAGGCUGCCGCUGGGCUCGUGUGGCAGCUCAGCUUCCCCCUCUGCCCUCUUCCACUCUCUUCCCCUCCCCAGGUGUUGGUCCCAGGGUGCUCCCUAAUAAGCACCCUGCAGACUCAGCCCAUUGCAGGGGCUGCUUCCUGGGGAACCCGACUUAUGACGUCAGCCCUUAAUCAACUCUCCCGCAUUGUUGCAAAAAUGUCUAGGAGUUGGUUUGCUUGAGUCUGAUCCAAACGAGGGUGACUUUCAGUUGUUGUUUCUUGGGUCUCUUUUAACCGACACAGUGCUCCCUCCUGUUUUUUCUUUGCCAGUGACUUGCUGCAGAAACAGGGUCAGUUGUCCCAUGUUCGGGAUUUGUCCCUUUGCUUCCUUGUGGGGGCGUAAAACGCAUUCCUCUGUCCGCUGUUCUCCUGUAAGCGGACGUUGGCUCUAGAACGUCUCUUCCUCCCAAACAGAGGUUAUGCAGAAAUUAAUAUAUUAGCAGUUGCUUUGAGGAGGAACACGUGGUUUCUCCAAACCGUUAGUACUGAUGGACGCUAACCUCCCUUUUUAUAGAGAAGAGGAAACUGAAGGCCAGCGAGGGGGUGGGCUGGGCCAAGUUCCUGGCACAGCUCCCCGGCUUCCCUCCAGAAGCAGAUACCCAAGGUCACAGAGAACACCGUGUCCAGGGCGCACGGCCCCGCGACUCCUACACCACAUCAAUCAGGGCCCCUGACGCAUGGGCCCCACACAUAUUUGCAGGUCAUGAUGUCCGUAGGGAGCUGAGCCUGGAACCCUCUUCUUUUAGCUCUCAAGCUAGAUUUUCCACCCUCUGGACAUCGGCACGCUCAGAGCAGUGGUCUUCUAAGCAGAGGCAUGUCCCUAACCACGUCACAUGUAGUGGUUAAGCUGCAGGGUAAACAGGAGAGAUAAGUGUCACCCAAGAACAUACAGGGGAUGCUGCUGGUCCUGGCUCUGUCCCUUGGGCUGCCUCCCUCUGCUCUCCCUGGCUUCCCCAUCUUUCAAACAAAGGUCUUAAUCCUUGCCAGGCCUCUCCCAGGGCUAUGGGUAGAAUGAGACUGUGCAUGAUGAGGACUACACCUAAUGUCGAUUAAGUGCCUACGAUGUCCUAGGUACCCAGCAUGACCUAAUUUCAUCCUCUCAACAACCCUAUAGGGUAGAAACUAUUACUAGCCCCACUUCUCACAUGAUGAUGUGGAGAUUCAGAGAGGUUAAGAAAGCUGCCCAAGGACAUCCAGCUGAUAAGUGGUGGAGUCAGGACUCAAAGCCAAGCAGCCUGACACCAGACUUCCAGCUUGUAACCAGUUCCCCUGCACUAUACUGCGUCAGAGAAUCAGCUUUUUUAGAACAUAAAGGACCUCUGAGUUCAUCUAAGCAAAUCAUCUUGUUUCAUAGUUGGGGAAACCAGGGGCCAAAGAGGUGAUUUGUCCAAGUUGGUACAAUACAGAAGCGGCAGAGUUGGGUCUCAAACGCAGGUCUUGGGGUCCUUGCACCACUGACUGCAUCUUUGAAGGGAUUAUUUCCUAUGACUCUGCGGCUGGGCUGCCUCCCCAGCUGUGUGUGUAUAGUCAACAGGCCACGGAUAGGAGCCGCUCACUCGCCCAUCCAGGAAUUCCUGAUCAGUGGGCCUGGGCACCCUGCAGUGAAUGGAGAAGCAGCCAUGCCCUCCUGGGGCUGACGCCUGGCGAGGGGGUGACAGACACUGAGCAAUCAAUCACUCUCAUCCAUGGCAGCGAACCUGCUGCAAUGUGGAAACCCCUCCAUUCACUUUAAAGGGAAAAUCACGAUGUGCUCCCUUCCAACCAAAGAAAUCCAAACAGUUUCCUGGUUGAGGAAAUAAAUCACCUGCACAAGAACUAGUUUAUGUAGGUAAUAAACAACUACUUGAAAAUAGUUUGCAUAUAACAUGAAAUGGAAUGGCUUACUGUACCUGUUCUUGUUUGCGUAUAACUUUCUUCACUAACGUUUCCACCCUUUGGGGGCACAGGGGGAUCGUGCAUUCCGACUGCACUUAAAAAUAAAACUAAAGUAGUUUUAGUGCCAAAUAAAGGCUAAAUCCAAGAGUGCUUUGAAACUGAGGAAAUUACACACACACCCCCAAGCCUGAGUGUUGGAAGGCGCCACUUCUUCACUGCUCUCGUCGGAGAAGUGAGCAAAAUGUCUCGAUUCACCCAAACACGGUGCACAGUUCCAACCUGUUCUCCACAUCCUCUGACCAGAAACCGUUUUGUAGUUGUCAACUGGUGAGUUUUUGCCUGAAACCAUGUCAAAGUAUCUCUUUGAGCACAUGUAUUUAGCGUUGAGUGUGCUUGUGUGAAACAGCUGGUACCCCAAGACAAGGGAGACCCUGUUGGGAAAGGGUCUCCCUUUAUAAAGUCGUGGCAAAGCCGGUACAGGGACAUCGGUUACGGGAGAGAAGUCUGAAUGGCCCCUUAGGAUCCAUGAAAAGUGCUGUGAGGGAGGAAAAAGGAAGGAGAGUCUCGGGGUUGGGGGGGUGGGCAGCAUCCCUUGAUCGGGGUUUUCUCUGAGAAGGUGACACUGAAACCAGAAUCCUUCCCCAUGUCAUGGCCAGAGUGUCCCUCAACGAACACGCAGGACUAAUAAAGACACACCUGGGCAGGGCUGUGGGUGGUAUUUUCUUUAAUCUCCAUAGUGUAUUUGUUAAGUUUAUUUAUAAGCAGAUCACUUCACUAUUUACAGUACAUGAGCAUAGAGAUUCUACAGUUUUUGUGAUGUAAACAGUAACUCCACAGCAGGAGUUUGAGAAAAGAAGCCAGUUCUGGAGUAUUUACAGACGUUAAAAUAGAACUUUAUACUCACGGAAUAAUAAUACAUAGAGCAAUUUGGUUAAAUUAUCUAUGAAACUAUAGAAUCUGACAAUGUACAAAUACAGGAAAACAUUUUCUCAUUUAGAAGGUAAGACAGAUAAAUCACACCAGAAAUAAAAUAGGGGGGGAUGACGACCACAAUAA